UGGUGGCGCUGUAGCUUCCCUGGUGGUGGUGUUGGUGGAGGAGGUGCCAGCAGUCGGGCAGCAGUCGUCGCCACUGCGCGUCGCUCGAAAUGUUGCAGCAGCAGCAGCCUCUGACGGCCAACGGGGCCUCCAACGGCCGGGGCCUCGCCAUGAGCGGCCACCCGGGGAUGGCGGCCCUCGGCGCGGCGCACCAAGCUCCGCAGCACCGCUCCGAUGGAGGCGAGCCGGGCCUCGACGGCGCGGAGAACGGGCACGAAGCCCGCCGGGACAUCGGCGACAUCCUGCAGCAAAUAAUGACCAUCACCGACCAAAGUUUGGACGAGGCGCAGGCAAAGAAACAUGCACUCAACUGCCACCGAAUGAAGCCCGCAUUGUUCAGCGUGUUGUGUGAGAUCAAGGAGAAGACAGGCCUGUCGAUGAGGAACAACCAGGAGGAGGAGCCUCAGGACCCCCAGCUGGUGCGAUUGGACAACAUGCUGCUGGCGGAGGGCGUGGCCGGGCCCGAGAAGGGGGGAGGCGCCGCCGCAGCCGUGUCGGCGGCCACCAGCUCGGGCGGGAUGUCGCCCGACAGCUCCCUGGAGCACUCAGACUACAAAAGCAAGUUGAGCCAGAUUCGCAGCAUCUACCACACCGAGCUGGAGAAGUACGAGCAGGCGUGCACGGAGUUCACCACCCACGUGAUGAACCUGCUGAGGGAGCAGUCGCGCACGCGGCCCGUCACCCCGCGGGAGAUCGAGCGCAUGGUGGCCAUCAUCCACCGCAAGUUCAGCUCCAUCCAGACGCAGCUCAAGCAGAGCACCUGCGAGGCCGUCAUGAUCCUCAGGUCCCGCUUCUUGGAUGCCAGGCGUAAGAGGCGUAACUUCAGCAAGCAGGCCACGGAGGUCCUGAAUGAGUACUUCUACUCGCACCUGUCCAAUCCCUACCCCAGCGAAGAAGCCAAAGAAGAACUUGCCAAAAGUUGUGGAAUCACCGUCUCUCAGGUCUCCAACUGGUUUGGCAACAAGAGAAUCCGCUACAAGAAAAACAUCGGCAAGUUUCAGGAAGAGGCCAACCUGUACGCCAUGAAGACUGCUUUAGGGGCGCGACAGGGCGACGACUCGCCGCACACUCCCAACUCCACAGGGUCGGGAUCCUUCUCGCUGUCGGGGUCCGCUGAUCUGUUCCUCGGUGUCCCGCCUGUGAAUGGCGAGCAGUCGGCCUACCAAAUGGGAGUGCAGGCGAACGGCAACUGGCAGAGCCGCGGCUCGCCCCCGCCGGGCGCCUCCCCCAACAGCGACCACUCGGACAACUCGGACUGAUCUGCCACGCCCCCCCUCCGCAACUCCCCCACCCCUCCCAAUAUCCUCGCCAGUCGGCGAGAGAAUAACGACAAAAAGAUUGACGGAGCGGGAAAGACAGAAAGAAUGAUAUCACACUCCCCCCCCACUGGGCUGAUGUUUCUUUUUAUGCUGUUUGAUUUUGAAAAGGUGCGUUCUUUUCUUUUUCUGUCCACUUUGCUCUGGUCGUCGUUUUGCUGUUUGGGCCAUCAGCUGAGUGAACGUGUGUCGUGUGCAUGCUGGUUUCAUUCUACCAUCAGGCAGCAGGGAGCGUCCUUAUCCUGCACAUCAGUGCUCCUCCACUGGUUUGGCUGCGGAAUACCCUCCCAUCCUCACAAACAACCAAAUGCUCAAUUACAUUGAAAAUCCUACCGAUUACAGCUUCAAAGCCUUUGAAGUGGGCGAUGACGGUUUCAAACAGCUGCAAACAUGACUAUGAAAUACAUAACUAAGAUGCACAUUUCACUUAGACUUUCUAGGGCUCAACAACGGACAGGGCUGACACAUUCGAACCGCUGCAUAAAGAAAUCUCCCUCUGAAUAAAAUUAUUUUCUGGGGUUUUUUUUUCUUCGUUUGUUUGUUUUUUUCCUCCCAGGCAAAGACCCACAACCCACUGAAAUGGGGUCCGGGUAGCAACCCACCAGUUGAGAAUGGCUGCAUGACAUGUUACUGAGUGUGUGUGUGUGUGUGUGUGUGUGUGUGUGUACACAGUAUGUAUGGUGAUUAUUAUUAUUUGAAGCACACUAUAUGGGUUAUGUUGCUGUUUUAUGACUAAAAGUAGUAGAUUGGAAGGGAGCGAGAGAGGAUGCAUUUAGUGAGUGAGAGGCCAAUAGAGAAAAUCCAAAGACUUUGUAUGUUUGUUUCUCUGUCUUUUGCGCUUUUGUUCUUUACUUACAGGCUGGUGAUGUGAAUGAGUGAGUUCAUAGUCAUGCUUUGAAUGAAAGUGUUGUGUUUUUUUUGUGUACAGUGAAACACCUGUAUUCUCUCUACCUCUUUUACAAUAAAGACUCUCUGUAUUCACAA
Molecule: messenger RNA, 2339 nt
Organism: Dunckerocampus dactyliophorus (ringed pipefish)
Lineage: Eukaryota; Metazoa; Chordata; Actinopteri; Syngnathiformes; Syngnathidae
Gene: pbx2
Product: pre-B-cell leukemia homeobox 2
Exons: 8
Coding region: 90-1298 (402 amino acids)
Biological process (GO): neuron development; animal organ morphogenesis; embryonic organ development
Cellular component (GO): nucleus
Molecular function (GO): RNA polymerase II cis-regulatory region sequence-specific DNA binding; DNA-binding transcription factor activity, RNA polymerase II-specific
Source: RefSeq, a predicted model, not a curated record